Messenger RNA from Toxotes jaculatrix (banded archerfish), 2739 nucleotides. Its product is annotated as BTB/POZ domain-containing protein 10-like. Lineage: Eukaryota; Metazoa; Chordata; Actinopteri; Toxotidae. Bases 30 to 1772 code for a protein of 580 amino acids. The record is from RefSeq and is a predicted model, not a curated record. Gene Ontology annotation, cellular component: cytoplasm. Gene Ontology annotation, molecular function: protein binding. The transcript has 8 exons. Gene Ontology annotation, biological process: positive regulation of phosphorylation.
UGAAACGAUGCUGAUGAAGUUGGAAAGUAAUGAGCGAGGAUGCUGAAGCUGCCGGCAAGCCCGCUUUGUUCGGAGGAGCGCAAGGCUUUUGUGCCGCUGUCAUCCCGCAGCUCAUCCCCUGCUGCUUUGUCUUCACUUGGCCCUCUGAUACCGACCGUGAGCAACAGUGUGGUUUGUCAGUGUUGGACUGCAACCACCACCAGCCACAGCAGCAGCAGCAGCAGGUCAGCACCAUGAGUCUGUACGGGUCCAGUGCCAGCGGUGGUGCCGUCGGUGGUGCGAGAGAAAGAGGAGGAGCAGAACAUUACCGGGAACAACGGCGGCGCUCCAGCGACCGCUCGCGUGACUCCUCCCACGAGAGAGGAGAGAGUCAGCUGACACCUUGCAUCAGGAACGUUACCUCUCCCACUCGGCAGCAUGACCGCGAACGUGGUGACGGAGGCUCAUCCUCUAGAUCCUCCAGUCCACGUCCUCCCAGGGUUUCUCUUCCCUAUUCCCAUAUUGGAGGAACUCUGAUUGGAGGGCACAUACCUCGGUCCCUGGGUCUUCCUGGAGUUGACAGCCACCCCAAGACCCUGAGCCAAGGGCAGUGCGAUAUGAUCUACGUGUAUGACCUCAGCAGUAAAGAAGGACAUCGCAGUGGACUGAGACUGGGAGAAAGAGUGACGCUUAUCGUGGACAAUACGAGAUUUGUGGUGGAUCCUGCCAUCUUCACAGCUCAACCUAACACAAUGCUGGGCAGGAUGUUUGGUUCUGGGCGGGACAACAAUUUCACGCGACCCAAUGAGAAAGGAGAGUUUGAGGUGGCUGACGGCAUCAGUUCCACCGUCUUCAGAGCCAUCCUGGAUUACUACAAGUCAGGGAUAAUCCGCUGUCCCGAUGGCGUUUCCAUUCCCGAGCUGCGGGAGGCAUGUGACUACCUCUGUAUCUCCUUCAACUACAGCACCAUCAAGUGCAGAGACCUCAGCGCCCUGAUGCACGAGCUGUCAAACGACGGGGCCCGGCAUCAGUUUGAGUGUUACCUGGAGGAGAUGGUGCUGCCGCUGAUGGUGGCCAGUGCCCAGAGCGGAGAGAGGGAGUGCCACGUGGUGGUGCUGACCGACGACGACGUAGUGGACUGGGACGAAGAGUACCCUCCGCAGAUGGGAGAGGAGUACUCACAGAUCAUCUACAGCACCAAACUGUACCGCUUCUUCAAGUACAUAGAGAACCGAGACGUGGCCAAGUCUGUGCUGAAGGACAGAGGACUGAAAAAGAUCCGUCUGGGAAUAGAAGGCUACCCUACCUACAAAGAGAAGGUGAAGCGCCGUCCCGGAGGUCGUCCAGAGGUCAUCUACAACUAUGUCCAGCGUCCCUUCAUCCGCAUGUCCUGGGAGAAGGAGGAGGGGAAGAGCCGCCACGUGGACUUCCAGUGCGUCAAGUCCAAGUCCACCACCAACCUGGCUGCUGCCGCCGCGGACAUUCCCCAGGACCAGCUGGUGGUCAUGCAUCCCCCGGGGCCGCAGGUGGACGAGGUGGACACUCUGCCGCAACUGCCGGCCGCCAGCGACCCCCACCAAUCAGCGCACGGACAGGGCCUGGAGAACAACGCGACCCCCCAGCUAGCACAGGCCCACGAGGGCCUGAACCAGCAGGCUCAGGACAGUCCCAACCAGGCCGCGCAGGGUCUGGCCCACAGCAACCAGCAGCAGCAGCAGCAGCACAGCAGCAGCCACACUCAGGCCACUUACCACUAUGAGCCAGACCCUGACACACCGUCACCCUCUGCAUGAGACUGGCUGCACACUUAACCUACCCUCUGCUCCUGUGUUCACACUGCUAGCAGCAAGUGCUUUUAUUCACACACACACACACACACACACACACACUGUUCAGCCACAACUCUAGAACCAGUUAUGGGUUUUAAUGUUGUGGCUGGUCACCGAACAUCAUCACACUGAGCUAAAUUCAGAGCCAGAAACCUGAGAACACAGAGACACGGUGAAGCACAGAAAUCUUUUCCCAGCCUGAAGAAGUGGCUCUUCCUUCCCCAUGUUGCUUUCAGUGUGAACACAAACCUUGCUCCUGCACCUCCUCCACAGUCCCCUCUCAUCUCCUCUUCCUCCUCCUCUUCCUCCUCCUCCUAGGUGGCAAAACACCACUUUGCCUUCCGUCUGCAGCCUUUCUCUCACAGCGUCCCAACGAACAAGAACAGCUCAGCAGCUAAGGACAGAUAAAAGCACAUCAGCAGGCCUCCUCGCUCACCGACCUUCAUCCAUCCAUUUUAUUUAUCUGACCAGAGGAGAAAACAGAUGCAUUCAGUAAACAUGUGAACAGACAGAGUACUGUAUGUCGUUUUAAAGAAGCUGUGAGUGUGUGGAGUGUGCGUUGUGCUGCUAAGAUGCCGUACCUCUCUCAGACUGUGGAUUUCAGUGCCUCUUUACACUAAGUUCAGAUGUGAAGAUUCACUUUUGUCCAGCACAUGUGAAGGUUUAUGAUGACAGAGUUUUUGUUUUACACAGCACAGAUGAGGAUUCUUCAUAGGAUGUUCUGUCCUCCUGUCGUUUAUACCAGUUGGUUUGGUUCCUAGUUUUGGUUUCAGACCAUGUUUUUUUUUUUUACUGUUUCUCUUUUUUCGGCCCCAGUUUGAGUCCUGACUGAGCUGCUCUGAAAACUCUGCACAGGUUUAUCACCACUGCUGUGAGCACACAGGAUGUCAGAGAUGUUCAACACAAUGUUUUUCUAAUAAAGAAUAUUCAC